This is a messenger RNA of Erythranthe guttata (spotted monkey flower), 504 nucleotides long. Lineage: Eukaryota; Viridiplantae; Streptophyta; Magnoliopsida; Lamiales; Phrymaceae. The record is from RefSeq and is a predicted model, not a curated record.
AUGAUGAGCGGCAUGGUGUCUCUUUGUAGAAGACUAAGUAUUAAGGAUCUCGUUGCAAAUUCACCCGUUUAUACUCCGGCCACCCGUAUCGAACUUCUCUUUCUUGUAAUGCUCACAAAAAGCGGGCGUGACUCGCUUCCCAAGAAUCUCGGUGUUAAGGUAUUCGGUGGAGAGGGAGUGGUGCCUGGAAAUAUAAUUGUACGUCAAAAGGGGGACACGUUUCAUCCAGGAAAUUACAUUGAGAUCGGAAAAGAUCACACUCUUUAUGCUUUAAAGGAAGGGUGCGUCAAAUUCGAGCGUCCCAAACUGACUGGUCGAAAGUGGAUUCAUGUGGAGCCAAAAGAAGGUCAUGAAAUUCAUCCGAUUUAUGCGACUGCUGCUGGAGUAGCUCCUAUAGAUGGAGACCACAACUUAAACUUUUGUUUUUGCUAUAACGUUUCUUUUCAAAUAAUGAUUUCGUACUCUGUGAAAGGGUGUUUGGCUAAGUCUAUUUUAAACAUGUGA